AUGGAGAAAGCUUUUGAUAAUGUUAGCUGGAAUUCUCUAUUUUAUAUCUUAAAGAAAAAUGUAUUUGGUGAUAGAUGGAUCAAAUGGAUUUCUUGGUGUGUCACACAAGCACAAUUCUCUAUUUUGGUGUUAUCUAUGCUGAUGAAUGAUGUUGUGGCUUCAAACACAUUAAGUGGCUUUCAAGUAGUGGAUGAAGGUACUAUAACUUCUCAUCAACAAUUUGUUGAUGAUACCAUAGUUCUGUUGAAUGCUUCUAAGGCGGAGGUUAGAAUAUUGUUAAUUAUUUUAAUGAUGUUUGAGGUUUUAACUGGAUUAAAAUUAAAUUUGAAAAAGAUUGCAAUGACUAGUAUAGGUGCAGAUGACCUGGUGCAAGACCUCUCAUUAGAAUUGGGGUGUAAAAUUGAUAGUCUACUAAUAACUUAUCUAUGA
Messenger RNA from Papaver somniferum (opium poppy), 429 nucleotides. RefSeq lists its product as uncharacterized. Lineage: Eukaryota; Viridiplantae; Streptophyta; Magnoliopsida; Ranunculales; Papaveraceae. The transcript is spliced from 2 exons. The record is from RefSeq and is a predicted model, not a curated record. Bases 1 to 429 code for a protein of 142 amino acids.